Messenger RNA from Fonsecaea nubica, 873 nucleotides. RefSeq lists its product as hypothetical. Bases 1 to 873 code for a protein of 290 amino acids. NCBI's taxonomy places the organism in Eukaryota, Fungi, Ascomycota, Eurotiomycetes, Chaetothyriales, Herpotrichiellaceae. The transcript has a single exon. Gene Ontology annotation, molecular function: oxidoreductase activity. The record is from RefSeq and is a predicted model, not a curated record.
AUGACGGCCUAUGCGCGUGUGGGCGCCUGUACAGGAUCCAACAAAGGGAUCGGACUUGCCAUUAUCCGCCAGCUCGCACUCCAGUAUCCGCACUCUCAACUGAACAGUGGCCCCUUACUCAUCUACCUGACUGCGCGGAACGAAGAGAAGGGGAAGGCGGCUCUGGAGUCUAUCAAGGCAGACCCCCAACUAGAACAUGCGAAAGCUUUACGAUCUCAUGGAGGGCUUACGGAUGUGAAGUUUCUCCAACUGGACAUCGACAGCAAGCAGAGCAUCGAGGAGUUUGCAGGGAAGAUCACGCAAGAACACCCCGAUGGCAUAGAUUUCUUGAUCAACAACGCCGCCAUCGCGAUGGAUGGAUUCGACGAAAACGUGGUCCGGAAGACUCUGCACUGCAACUAUUAUGGGACGUUGGAUGUCACGCAGAAACUGCUGCCACAUAUCAAGGAUGGCGGCAGACUGGUCAAUGUGGCCAGCACGGCAGGCUCACUGGACUCCAGGUACUCGAGGUCCAUCCGAUCUCGGUUCUUGCAGGCGAAGACACCCGAAGAGAUCACCCAACUCAUGGAAGAGUUCUCGACGGCGGUGUCGAACGGGACUUACCAGAAGAAUUGGCCCGAAUCUGCGUACGGUGUCUCGAAAGCUGGCGUGAUAGGAAUGACAGCGGCGAUGGCGAGGCAGACUGCGCAAAAGGGUAGCAAAGUCCUGAUCAAUAGCUGUUGCCCAGGCUACGUCAACACGGACAUGACCAAAGGAAGGGGAGUGAAGACGCCCGACCAAGGAGCGCAGACGCCCGUCUUGUUGGCCAUUGGAGACAUUAAAGGUGCCAAUGGGCAAUUCUGGUCGGAAAAGAGGGUCAUCAGUUGGGAGUGA